AUGAACACUCAUGCAUACCAUAAGGAUCUGCUGACGAGAUUGGGGCGCAAGAUGGCCGAGUUCCCUCUGGAGCCGCAGCUGUCCAAGAUGCUCAUCACUAGUGUGGAGCUUGGGUGCGCUGAGGAGAUCCUGACGAUCGUGGCCAUGCUUUCGGUGGAGAACCCCUUCUACAGGCCCAAGGAGAAGCAGGCGCAGGCCGACAUGAAGAAGGCCAAGUUCUUCCAGCCAGAGGGCGAUCACUUAACCCUUCUAGCGGUGUACGAGGCAUGGAAGACGAGCAAGUUCAGCAACCCGUGGUGCUACGAGAACUUCGUGCAGGCCCGCUCGAUGCGGCGCUCGCAGGACGUUCGGAAGCAGCUCGUAUCCAUCAUGGACCGUUACAAGAUGGACAUCCUGACGGCCGGGCGCAACUACAACAAGGUGCGGCGUGCCAUCGUGUCCGGCUACUUCACGCACGCCGCGAAGAAGGACCCGCAAGAGGGGUACCGGACCAUGGUGGAGGGGAACCCCGUGUACAUCCACCCCAGCUCGGCGCUGUUCAACAAGUCGCCGGAGUGGGUGCUGUACCACGAGCUCGUGCUCACGACCAAGGAAUACAUGCGCAACAUCAUGACGAUCGAGCCCAAGUGGCUUGUCGAGCUGGCCCCGCAGUUCUACAAGUCCGCGGACCCCAACAAGAUGACGCGGCAGAAGAGGAUGCAGAAGAUCGAGCCGCUGUACGACAGGUUCAACCCGCCCAACUCGUGGCGCCUCAGCAAGCGCAAGGGGUAGUCGUAGUUUUGGGGCUGCCUACUCGGAGAAAGUAGUAGGUUAUCACGAAAAAAUACCAGGCGGGCAGGGGGCACGCAGACCGUAACCCCGACCUCAACUUCGCCGAUUAUUUACCUUAUCCAAGUACUUUUCUUAAAAUAAGCAAACCUGCGUGGACUGCUGCAGAGGUGGAGGUGGCGUUGUGGCCAGGGGGUUGUCUUCACAUGGUGGUGGUGGUGGUGUGGCGGCAUAGAGAAGACUGGAGCUCUUCUGCGCUGUGGAGGGCCCAGCCGGGGCGAACCGCGGUGCCUCUCCAAGCGCCCAGGGUGUGGUAGUGCGUAGAUUUGCGUGCGCCAACCGGCAGCAGCUCUUUCGCUGUCUCCUCGGCGAAGCGAAUGGAAGGUAUAGCAUCGGUCUGAUGGUGCCGGCCGGCGCAAAUCGCGGUGCCCCCCGCAAGCGUCAAUGGAGUACGUAGCUGUGGGUGUGGUCGAACAUUCUUGACUGAUUGUGUGCGCUACAUAUUAACCGGCAGCAGCUCUUUCGCUAGAAGAUCAACGAGCGGGCUAGAAAAAGUGGAAGGUUUUGUGUUAACGGUUUGAUGAUGUCAUGAUGGUACGGUAAUUUGGUUGUUUCCAACUUUUUGAGCAGAGACGAAGGACUGCUUGGUCAUUGACUCAACGCGACGCGACUUGGGCGGGAAUGCGUGGAUUAUAGACUCAUACAAUGGGAGAGCAUGGUGCUGUCGGCGGAAGGGAUCGGGGGGGGGUGAUCAGCGCCGUCAAAGCGUGUGACUCAUACAAUGGGAGAGCAUGGUGCUGUCGGCGGAAGGGAUCGGGGGGGGGGAUGAUCAGCGCCGUCAAAGCGUGUAGUCAGCUCGCUGGCGUUGUAGCUACCUACAGACAGACGGGUCGUGUCACGAUGUCGGCGCUUGCGCUCAUGUAAACGGAUGCCGUAGUCGUUCGCGCGUUGACCUCGUAUCCCUACGAUGCCGGAGCGGAGCCACUUUUUUUGCAGCCGUGGCGAGCGAAUAUCAAGGAGGCCACAUGUGUGUUCGCUUCAAGUGGUCCUGCAACGAAGACAAAUGGAGGGAGAGUCGCCUGCACGAGAGGGAUGGGGUCAGGUUUCCGCGAGGGGAAAAAGCAGCGAAACUUUAACUUUCCGUUUGGUGACAAAUCGGAAGAGCGAGGGCGCAUCUAUCUAUAGCUGCCCGUAGUUGCCUGUUGUGUUGUUGUAGGGUCGGGGUUGCCAUUGUUGGAGCUCAGGUUUCCGCUAGGUUGGAGCAGCGGGACUUGUCGGUUGUCGACAAUCAAUCAGCGAGGGCGCGUCUUUCAUGUAGACAGCGGUCCGUCGUUGCCUCUUGUAGGGUGGGGAUGGCACAUUCUCGGAAACUUCCACGCGUGGCGUGUCGGUGGACCGAGGUGGGCUGUCGGGUCGAAAAGCUGAUGGUCGUUUUAUGGCUCGAGGUAAAACAAGUGCAUGUGGUACGUGCAAAUCCUGUUCGUAGCAGGCUCAGCGUCAGUCAAAGCGGUGGUGGGGGCCGACAGUCUGCUGCUCCCUACAUGUAGGUUACAAGAGAGUGUAGGCCUAACAGAUUGACAGCAGUAGUUUCAAGGCAGC
This is a messenger RNA of Ectocarpus siliculosus, 2367 nucleotides long. The record is from the annotation of a GenBank genome assembly. Lineage: Eukaryota; Phaeophyceae; Ectocarpales; Ectocarpaceae.